CAUCUUUGCUGUGUAAUGACCCCUUGUUUCUUCCUUUUUGGUGCUUCAAGCCAUCCCUAUAUCCCCCUUUCAUUUUGAAGAAAUGAUUUUUCCACUUGUGUAAGUAUCACUCCCACUACUACAUGCAGAAACGAUGGUGCAUAAACAAGACCUCCAUAUUAUACAAAGAAGUUGGUCGUACUACCAUAAUUGACUACAUGUGUACAAGCAGUAGACUCACGUACUACAAGAGCAAAAUAGUAUCUGAAGUCUGUGCUGUACAAACCAACAGACCAUUUUGGAGCAAACCCACACAGGCUAGUGUCGGGGAAGUAUAUACGGCUGGUGGUUUGUUGGCCUUAGGAGGUCUGGGAGGAGGAGCACUGAUAAUAGACCAAGUCAUACUGUGACUCAUAAGAUAUUUUUCUCUAUGCUGACACCUGUUUUAAUUAAGUAAUGCGUAGUCACAUGCUUAAGUGUAGUGGUCAAAACUCAGUUGUAAAGGCUCACAAAAGUGCAGCUGUUUGCCAUCAGAUGGACAAGUGCAUUAACUUGGAAGCUAGUUUCUUACUCGGCCCUAAGUG
Molecule: messenger RNA, 563 nt
Organism: Geodia barretti
Lineage: Eukaryota; Metazoa; Porifera; Demospongiae; Tetractinellida; Geodiidae
Source: the annotation of a GenBank genome assembly